CUCCCUCUGCCAGUCUCUGCUGCCUAGCAACAAACAUUACCGAGCUAGCAAUGCGACCUAGCCGCUCUCGUGCGCAACGUAGCUAACUUGGAGCCUUGAGCAGCGGGGUGGGGGCGACACCUUUUCAGCGGGCAAAUGGCACCAAUUUAGCGGCGUCGACUUAGUUGUAUUCGCUGUUACAAGGCUUGUGUUAAAGUAUAUAUGUAGUUUUGUUUUUUUGCCACACGACAGUAUCAGAAGGAGCGUUUUUUCCUUCCUUCUAAGGAGCUAACCUUGGGCAAGUCAACGUCAAAGAGUCACUUUCUUCACCUAAUAGUGUGCGACACCGGAUGACUUGGAACCUUAUUGUGCAGGGGUGCUUGCAUCACAUCGCCGCCAACGCUAAGGUGAGACCAACGACAGGUGCGACGCCACCAUGCUGGAGGAGGACAUGGAAGUGGCCAUCAAGGUGGUCGUGGUGGGCAACGGUGCCGUGGGAAAGUCCAGCAUGAUCCAACGCUACUGCAAGGGAGUCUUCACCAAAGACUACAAAAAGACCAUCGGCGUGGACUUUCUGGAAAGACAGAUCAUUGUGAACGACGAGGAUGUCCGCCUCAUGUUGUGGGACACCGCUGGCCAGGAGGAGUUUGAUGCAAUCACCAAGGCGUACUACCGCGGCGCCCAAGCGUGCGUGCUGGUCUUCUCCACCACAGACAGAGAUUCCUUUCAGGCAAUCGACAACUGGAAGGAGAAGAUCGAAGCGGAGGUGGGAGAUAUCCCAGCAGUCUUGGUGCAGAAUAAGAUUGACCUCCUGGAGGAAACACUUAUAAAGAACGAGGAGGCAGAGGGUUUAGCCAAGAGGCUUAAAUUGAGAUUUUACAGAGCUUCAGUCAAAGAAGACCUAAAUGUCACGGAGGUGUUUAAGUACUUAGCAGAAAAGUACCUUCAACAACUCAAACAGCAAACGGCAGAGGAGACAGAGGCAGUAAACACCAAUAGCAACAAAAUAGGCGUUUUUAAUACCACAAGUAGUAAUGUCUGCAACCAAAACUCCAGCAAUGGCAGGGAAGUCAUCACACUUCGACCUAACAAACAAAGGACCAAGAAGAGUAAAAAUCCAUUCGGGAGUUGCAACCUCCUCUAGAAGACGACAUUGAGUUCAUUUUUUUGCAGACCAUCAGCAGGUAGCCUCAGUUAGAAACCAAAGUCCACAAAGACUGGGAAUGAUCUCAGUAAUUAUACUUAAAUAACAAUCAGAUGAUGCUUAUUAUAUUUUCCCCCCAAAUGCAAUGCAGGAACAAUCUCAUAUUAUAAAUUGAGAGAGAGGACCGAUCAAAAGUUUAGACUUUUUGUGUAAUUUGAACCUGCCUGAACUUGAAAAGGCUGAGAUAAUAGAGGACAUUUUAUCAAGUAGGAUUAUGUCAUGCCUAUUAUAGAACUAUUUCCAGGACCUUGCCAGGUUAGGAUGAUAACAUUUAAAGGGGACUUAUGAUGAUUUGUGUCAAUUUUGCUCAACAGUCAUAUUUAUAACCUUGUCUUUGAGCCCACCCCUCUCCAAAAUAUCAUAAUUAUAAAAAUGUACACUGGUAAAUAUAUAUCUGGAAGACAAAAAUCUCAGAUUCUCCGGUCACAACAUUAGGUACACCUGCUCAUUUGCUGGUUGGCACAGAGCUGCAUAAAAAAGCUGCUUUUACCAGAAUUUCUGUCACUACAUGUACUAAUUAUAUAGCUUACCUUCUCCUGUGGUCCCUUAAGCCAAGUUGUAAUUUUUCCGUCAAAGUUUAGCGGCUAAUCCAGUUUCAAAGGGACCCAUGUUGACAGGCGGGAGAGUAUUAGACGACAAGGAAUGACAUUAGGUCAGUAUGUACGAGAAUGUCCACAUAUGUACGACUGUCAAUCUGUGAUUUCACAAAUACCCAACUGUUAAAAAAAGACUGCAAAACCGCCAUCUAAAACAAACUCACGCCCAAAUGCUUAAACAUAAUGAUUUCGACGCUUAAACACGAUUAUUGUAGCAUUUAUAAGUCAGUCAUCCUCAUAGGCCCCCUUUAACUUAAAGAGGGAAUAUUAUCAAAUAACCUGCUUCUAAAUUAUUUAUAUCUAACAGUAUAUCUUAUAGCCAAUGAUAGUUAUUACAUACCAGUGGUAAUUUUCAGUUGAAAUUAAAUCAAUCAAAGUUACAAAAUCCGUAGCAUGGUUAUUAUUAGCAUCAUUAUCAUCAUAAACAUGGGCAUAACAAUUGGAUAGCUAUUUGUUCUGUCAUCUGGUGUUUCAUAUUUACCAACAUGUUUUGAAAUACGCCACGAGAAAGUGCGUUCAAACUUUUGACGGUAUCGUAUAAUCCGCAAAGUCGACAUAUAGUUUUUGGGGAGGGGUUACAUUAUAUACUGGCUUAAUAAAAACCUGCAUCUCUUUUAUUAUUUUUUUUUUUAAUGGAUUUUUGUCAGUACUUAAGUCCAUAAGAUGGAAUUCAUCAUUUUCACCAACUACUGUACUCAUAUUAUGCUCGUAAUGCGUAGAAAAUCCAAAAUAUAUUCAGUAUGAACAUAAUUUUCUUUUUUUUUUUUAGAUUAUUUUUUCUCCUCGUACGUCAUCUCAUUUGAGGUGAUUUUUUUUCACUGCUUUUAAUUCAGACAGUUGUACACCUGUUCAUCUUUAUGUAUUAUCGAGGACGUGCUGAGUAUUUUUUAACACACACACGGUUUCUUUCAUGAUGGUUGGAUGCAUUUUUUUUAAUACAAAUCCUAAGUGUUGCAUGAUGCUAUAUUGAGUAUUUUUUAACACACACACGGUUUCUUUCAUGAUGGUUGGAUGCAUUUUUUUUUAAU
This is a messenger RNA of Entelurus aequoreus (snake pipefish), 2807 nucleotides long. RefSeq names its product RAB23, member RAS oncogene family (gene rab23). Gene Ontology annotation, molecular function: GTP binding; GTPase activity. Lineage: Eukaryota; Metazoa; Chordata; Actinopteri; Syngnathiformes; Syngnathidae. The coding region runs from base 416 to 1123 and encodes 235 amino acids. The record is from RefSeq and is a predicted model, not a curated record. The transcript has 7 exons.